Molecule: messenger RNA, 1718 nt
Organism: Oncorhynchus keta (chum salmon)
Lineage: Eukaryota; Metazoa; Chordata; Actinopteri; Salmoniformes; Salmonidae
Gene: nkx2-9
Product: NK2 transcription factor related, locus 9 (Drosophila)
Exons: 2
Coding region: 623-1330 (235 amino acids)
Biological process (GO): cell differentiation; regulation of transcription by RNA polymerase II
Cellular component (GO): nucleus
Molecular function (GO): RNA polymerase II cis-regulatory region sequence-specific DNA binding; DNA-binding transcription factor activity, RNA polymerase II-specific
Source: RefSeq, a predicted model, not a curated record
UUGGUGUGCUAUUUUUGUGUUAUUAUGAUAUUGUUAUGUGUUUUUAUUUCAGGGACAUGAUAUACAACAUUAUUAAUUUCAAAAUACCUGCAAUGGAUAGGGUGCACAGCCCUAAAUAUAUUAGUUAAACCAACUCCGGGGCAUCUCACACUAAUUGCUCACUUUGUAUGCAAAUAUUGGACAUGUUAUUUCGGGGGAGGGGGGUUCUGUUGUCACUUGCCACCCAAGACGUGAUUCAGCUGCAACAAUCACCAUUAUCUGGUCACCACUUUUCACGAUACGGGACGAAUCUGUAAUGAUGACGAGUGUUUCCUUCGGCCAUUGUUGAGGCAACGGGGAUAUUCUUCUGCGGGUUCACACCUACCAUCAUUGGAUAAAGGCACUCGAAUCAUUCAGGUACUUGGCGUCCUCGAGGAGCAUAUAUAAGCGGCGUGAAGUACUGUUUAUACAAACACUGCCUCAUGUCCACACACACACAGGGUGUUCUAGGUCGUCUCUGACUCUGACAGCGCUCUUCGCCAUUCCUUGAGUGGAUACGUAUUUUUACUCCUAUAUCAACUGUAUCCUCUCAUUUGGAUAGUUAUUACGCACAAGGAUUCUGUUAGUUUUUUUCCUGGACAGAAUGGCUGUUGCUGCAAAGUUCAGUUUUUCCGUGAGGAGCAUCCUGGAUUUGCCUGAGCAUGACGCCAAGACAGCGCAGCCUUCCCCCGGUAACUCCCGCUACAGCUCCCUUUACUCCUCCUGGAUGGACAGCGACCGGAGCCCUUGUCUCUCUUCAGAUGAGGGUAGCCUGGAGAUCUCCCCAAACAAGUCAGACGAGUCUUCUCUGGACUCUGAGGCCGAGAAGAAGAAGAAGCGCCGCGUGCUCUUCUCGAAGGCCCAGACCUUCGAGCUUGAGAGGCGCUUCCGUCAGCAGCGCUAUCUGUCAGCACCAGAGCGGGAGCAGCUCGCCCAUCUCCUCAGCCUGACGCCGACGCAGAUCAAGAUCUGGUUCCAGAACCACAGGUACAAAAUGAAGAGGUCGCGAGUAGAGGGAGCGCCACAAGACAUAAACCAAUCGCCAAUGUUGCGAAGAGUAGUGGUACCCAUCCUAGUUCGGGAUGGCAAGCCUUAUCAGACCUGUUUCAUUAACACGGAGAAAGGAGGCUGUCUUAGACCGACCACGUCCCCGGGUACACCCUUCAGUUUGGGAUACCAGUCUUUCCAGCUUCCGUCGCCGUUCGGUCUACCUUCCCCAUACCAGCAUUUUGCCAGCCCGGCAGCAUCUAGACACACCUUUGCUUGGAGAGACUUUCUGAACGACUCAGUUCAAUUCAGUUAUUUUAAGUGACUGAAAACAUCAACAAGAGGACAUUGCAUAGAGGAACACUUAAAACCAAAUAUGUUUUCUGAAUUCCCUUAUUUUUCGAGGUACUUAAGUGUUAAACGCUCACUAAUAAUGUUGUAUGAGAAGUAGGCUAUUUUGCACAUAUUUUAUUUUUGGUAUUUUAUUAAAUGUAGCCGAUUGAGUGAUAUUUUCGAAUGAUUAAAGUCUUUAUUAGUUUGUUGUAAUCUGGUGGUAGGCCUAUGGACAUUAUACUCCUAGAUUAAGUUUUGUUUAUCCAAUUGGAUCAUUGUUGUGUUUACUUUGCGUAGGCUUAUUUUAUCAGUAAUUUAACAUUUCUGUAAUUUUUAUGAAUUUCGAAUCUACACCAAGAUUUCUGUCAAAAGUACGAGGG